This is a messenger RNA of Microdochium trichocladiopsis, 231 nucleotides long. RefSeq lists its product as uncharacterized. The annotation marks the transcript as partial. The record is from RefSeq and is a predicted model, not a curated record. The transcript has a single exon. NCBI's taxonomy places the organism in Eukaryota, Fungi, Ascomycota, Sordariomycetes, Xylariales, Microdochiaceae.
GAUACGCAAUUGGAUCGCUUCUUUCGGGCGUUUGAGGGGUUCAAAUACGACCCAUUCACUACGUCCUCUUUCAGCUUUGCGCAGCUCAAAGAGUACCAUGGUGACCGCAAGAGCUACCAAGAGAUCGAAGCUCUAAGUAAACGUUUUCACAAGGCCAUCGACAUAGAGCUAGAGGAUCUGUACGGCAGCAGUAACGAUCUAGCUGCAUGGCAGGCGCUAUGCCGUGCCGUG